Molecule: messenger RNA, 441 nt
Organism: Orbicella faveolata
Lineage: Eukaryota; Metazoa; Cnidaria; Anthozoa; Scleractinia; Merulinidae
Product: sterile alpha motif domain-containing protein 9-like
Cellular component (GO): cytoplasm
Molecular function (GO): protein binding; nucleic acid binding
Source: RefSeq, a predicted model, not a curated record
AUGGCUAUUAAGUUUCUUUCAAAACAGUCACUGGAAACUAAACCUUCACAAUUUUACAAAACCAUGGAGCGUUUCACAAACAGCGGAAAUAUGCUUGUUGAUGACUUCAAGCUGUUUCUUCAUGGCCUUCCACCUGAUUGCCAAGAAAGUACUUUAAAAGAUUUUCUUGAAGGUGUGUGCGGUUUUCCUGGUGCAGUCACAAAACUUAGCAUUCCCUCUACAAAGACAUAUGCUUUUGUGACACUUGCUGAUGUAGUAGUAGCAAACUGUUUGCUAGGAAAUACACUACUGUACUGUGAUGACAGUGGGCACUUCUACCAUGUGAAGGCCUGUCGUUAUGUUCAACGACAAUUUAGAAGAAAGGAGGUGAAGUAUGAUGUACCGCCAAAAGAAAGAAUCGAUCCCAAACCAAGAGCAAAAGCAUGCUGUAGUCAGGUGUAA